AUGCCGUUUUAUUACUCGUCAAUAAGCUGCAGUUACGUAAUGGUUGAGCACAAGGAUGAGUUCCUACGUAUCAGCAAAUAUCCAUGGGACCUGGUGCUUACGGAUUCGCUGUUCUCACCAUGUGCGUAUGGACUUGCGCUACUUAGUCGAGCAAAUCAUAUUAUAAUGCACACGACUAGUGUUGAAGCAGCGCCAGGCCUUGCCAAAGGCUUUGCCAGGUAA
Gongylonema pulchrum is the source of this 222-nucleotide messenger RNA. NCBI's taxonomy places the organism in Eukaryota, Metazoa, Nematoda, Chromadorea, Rhabditida, Gongylonematidae. The record is from the annotation of a GenBank genome assembly.